CAAUUGACAGCUCGCAUUGCGUUCAGCGUGGCAAUUUGCGCUAUAAGGAGCUCUCAUAGAUCGCAUCGUUGGCAGCACACAAGAAAUUGAGCGCUCGCGUUCCGCAAAACCACCGCACAGCAAAACGCUCUCACUGCCACUGUGCCUUAAUCACGCCCGUCGCCGCGGUGAAGCCAAAGCACUGCUCGUAAUCAUGGCCGAAAACGAUACGUUGCUGGUGGAGCACCGCACGACGAGCAAUGCACCGCCCCUAGAAGACCCGCUGACCCUCGACGCGCUGCUGCACCCGCUGUCGAAGGAUGAUUUUUUGAGACUGCACUUCCGGCAGCGCUGCGUCGUAAUAAGAGGCGGCGGCGCGGAACGAGCCGCCACGCUGUUCCCGGCGGCGAGCGCGGGUGACGUCGAGGAAAUCGUGGAGCACACGGCGUCGGACCGCGUCAUGGCCUGGGUGCGCACCGGUGGAACCGUACGUACGAUGGACGGCCUGCCGCCGUCGCGCGGCACGACGGCGCGGUCCAUCGACGUCGACGACCCGCGGAACGCAAUUGCACUACAUCAGGCGGGCCACGCGCUCUACUGCCGCGCGCCGCCCGCUAUCGAGGAAACCUUGGUGAACGCUUUACUAAAGGAGACGUCUCUGGGGUUGCCGCCUUUGAGGGAUGCGGGCCCGCUCGCGGGCCGCGGCGAGGUCGAGAUGUUCUGCGCUCGUAAAGGUCAUGUGACGGCCUGGCAUUCCGACUUCCAGGAAAACUUCACGAUCCAGUUGCGAGGAAGGAAGCGCUGGCGCCUCGCUCAUAGACGAGAAGCGCACCCGCUUAGGGGGGAGACGCCGCACUUCGCCGACGACAGUGUGUUGUGGGACCAGGCCAAAUCAAGGGCGCUCGGCGAAACUACACAAUCGCGCAAGCGGCCGCGCGCCGCGCCGGGGGUGGAGGAGGUGACGCUCGACGCGGGCGACGUGCUCUACUUCCCCGCUGGUGUUUUCCACGAGGUCGAGUCGUUGGACGAUGACAACAUCUCUCUCAAUAUUUCGCUCAUGGCGCCGACGACGGCGGAGGUGAUCUGUUCCGCGUUGCGGCACCGGCUGCUCCGCACGGACGAGGGGCGGGCGCGCGUCACGAGCGACGCUGCGGGCCUGGCGAAGCUCGAGAAACUGCUCGGCGACGCCGCCCGGGGGGCCGGGGGGCGAUCUGCCCGCCUGCGGGGCCUCACCGUGGGGAUGAUCUGCCCGCCCGCGCUCACCGAGCCCCGCGGGGCCGUCGCCGGCAGCGACGACGACGAUGAUGACGAUGACGGCGACGAUAUCCCGACGUUUAACAUCAAGGACGCGCCGCCCUGGCUGGCGCGCGCGACGGCGCAGACGGCAGACGCCACAUUGUCCGUAAACCAGCUCUACAGCCUCACAACCCCGGAGCAGCUCGGCGUGCCGAUCCCAAGGGCCGACGAGAUCGUCUGGGUCCUCGUGUGUGGGAACUACGCCGGCAACGACGAGCUCGAGCCGGCGGUGCGCGUCCGCCUCGUCAUGGACAGGACGAACUAUUCUCAUCUCAAGAAGGCCAUGGCCAGCGGCGACUGGGAGGCGCUCGCCCCCGCGCUCCGCCGCUACCUGUUUCACUUCGGCUACCUCGUAACUACGUAAUUGUGUUAUUCCUUGACGCGUGGGCGGCUCUAUUUGUGCCCAAUCCAGCUCCCAACCGAUGCACCUUUGGCUAGUGGGCACCUACUAGCAGGCAGGGAGUUGUGAGCUCGGCGCUAGCUUGCAAAGGCACGCGAGCGCUGCCCCGCAGCCCGCCCGGCCCGCUACGCCACCGACGCGGGAAGACCACGCGCCUGACCACGCGCCUGGAGCCGCACAGGAGCCGUUCCGUGAGGUAGCCAGACACCCAGGACAGCGGCCAAUAUGGCCAAGGACGGCGAGGAACAUAAUUAUGUGGGCGACAAUUAUAAUUGGGAGAAGCGCUGCGAACAUGAAGUGAAAUCAGCCAAGAUCUGGGGUUCGGACUGGGGCCACCUCUACGAGCCUGGGGUCAAGCAGGACUACCAAUCGAAGAUCGACGAAUGCCUCAAGAAGGCCAACGCCAUCAAGACGGUCCCGCUC
Messenger RNA from Pelagomonas calceolata, 2098 nucleotides. The record is from the annotation of a GenBank genome assembly. NCBI's taxonomy places the organism in Eukaryota, Pelagophyceae, Pelagomonadales, Pelagomonadaceae.